Molecule: messenger RNA, 1598 nt
Organism: Chrysoperla carnea
Lineage: Eukaryota; Metazoa; Arthropoda; Insecta; Neuroptera; Chrysopidae
Product: glutenin, high molecular weight subunit PW212-like
Exons: 1
Coding region: 49-1533 (494 amino acids)
Source: RefSeq, a predicted model, not a curated record
AAAUCAGUUUCAAUUCAAACUCGAAUUUCAAACAAUCAAAUUUCAAUCAUGAAUAAAUUCAUUGUAUUCACGGUAGUGUUAGUAGCUAUUUGGGGAGCUGGUGCUGAGCCACCACAGUUUCGUACAUUCAAAUAUGUACAUCCAGCACAACCUGCUACUCAACCACAAUUUGGACAACAACAAGCAGUAGCAAGUGGUACCGGCUACGAUCCAGCUGGGCCACCAGCUGGUCAAUUAUUACUUUUACCAGGUGAAUAUGUUGUACAAGUGAAUCAACCACUCCGUCAAUAUGGUGCUCCGGAACAAGCUCAAUUUGUUCCACAACCAGCAGCUGUUGAACAAUACAACUAUCAACAACAACAAUUCGCUGGUGCUCAAGAUCCAAAUUAUUAUAACAACGGUCAACAAUACCAAGGACAACAAUUUGGACAAUACAAUGGUCAACAAGGGCAAUACAAUGCACCAGGACAACAAACAAGCCAGGCUGCUGUACAAUUUGGACAGUAUAAUGCUCAACAAGGACAAUACAAUGCACCUAGCCAACAAUCAGGACAAUAUAAUGAACAACAAAAUGGACAAUACAAUGCUCAAUCACAACAACCCCAAUUUGGACAAAGAGUUGCACCAAAACAAUCACCAGCUCCUUUUGGACAGUUAAAAGUACAAAAAGGUAAAUUUUCUGGUCAAUUAAAUGUUGGAGAACAAACUGAAGCCGAUGUCGAUGAACAACAAGAUGACGCCCAGGAAGCCGAACCCCAAGUACCAGCGGCAAAAGCACAACGUGGCAAUGUUAAAUAUAACAAACAAGUUAAACAACCAGAACAAGUUGAUGCACAAUACCAACAAGGCCGAUAUGUUCAACGUGGAAGUGCUCGUUUUACCUCACCAAAAUCCCAAGUUGAAUUGGUAAAAACAAAUGGUAAUCAACAACAAGCUGAAGAAGCAGCUCGUAAUGCUCAAAAUGAUGAUGAUGAUGAUGAAGAAGCUGAUGAAAACCAAGAAUUCUCUGGAAGAUAUACUCAGUCAAAUACUCAAUCGAAAUCAGGAAAAUAUACCGCUCCUGCUCAACAAGAACAAUCACAAUAUGUUCCAUCCAGAACAUUCUUCUUUGGACGUUACACACAACCUAGUGAUGCCCAACAAGCUGAAGUACAAAGUGACUACUCCAAAGUUAACAAAUAUGUUCCACCAAAAGCUCGUGGUAAAACAACAACUGAAACACCAGAAAGUUCAACAACUGAAGUAUCAAGUGAUAGCACAACUGAAGUUGGACCCACUGUAGCAUAUGACGCCGAAGCCAAAGAAAACUAUACAAAUGACAAAGAAGCCGAAGAAGAAAGCACAAAAGCAGCUAAUGGAUAUUAUUAUCUUCUCUUACCCGAUGGUAAAUUACAAAAAAUUGUUUAUAUGACUGAAGAAGAUUUAAAGAAAAUGGCAUUUGUUGCUAGAUUACAAUAUCAAAAUGUGGAACCCAUUCAAGGACCUGUAUACUCUUACAAUCCAGAAAAUUCACCUUUUGUACAAGUAUUUUGAAGCGUUUUUCUAAAAAACAUAUCGUGAUCAACAAGUAUUUGUGUACAUAAAACUUUUAUUUUCGU